This is a messenger RNA of Anopheles funestus (African malaria mosquito), 3240 nucleotides long. RefSeq names its product CLIP domain-containing serine protease 14D-like. Bases 2121 to 3200 code for a protein of 359 amino acids. Gene Ontology annotation, molecular function: serine-type endopeptidase activity. The record is from RefSeq and is a predicted model, not a curated record. The transcript has 4 exons. Gene Ontology annotation, biological process: proteolysis. Lineage: Eukaryota; Metazoa; Arthropoda; Insecta; Diptera; Culicidae.
AACCCAAAGGUUGUUGCAUUGCAAAUAAUUUGCAAUUCAUACACAAGUUGGCAUUAAACGAUGUACUGAAGUUGAACAGCAAAAAGAAAUCAAACGUGUCCUGCCAACAGUUCCCCUCGUCCUACCGAGCAACCUUUACUGGAUGUCCACCCCAUUUCAUCCCAUCUGCACGGUUCUUUUAAAUGUCUUUGCAUACCUAAUGCGAACAACCGGUCGGUAGGAUUUUCAUCUCAACUAAAGCUCACCGACCUGGCCCGGAUCACGGAACCAAACCACCAAUAAAGUCACUCCCCCACCGUACGAUCGACAUGGGCAUCGGCUUUUCCUUUCGGCCAACUACACCCAAUAAUUAUUCACGUUUCGCCGAAUGGAUCUUGGACUUUUUUUUGUUUUGUUUUGCAGAAAACUGUUUGUACGCAUUCGCCUGUCAAAAUGUGCAGCGAAACUGACUCCUGAACGGGGCGUCACUGACAGCGUAAGUAAGCAGACGAACUAAUUUGCCCCAUCAUCCGCCGACGGUCUGCGGCGUUGGUCUUGCGACGCACUCAUCGUAUUAAAAUGUUGCUGCACGGUACUCUUGCACCGUUUCUUCUCGAUGCCGGUAAUAAGGAAUCCAUUUAAAUACCUAUUAAUUCUCUGCCAUCAACCCGUACAACAAGCUAAGGAAGCUUUCAUCCUUAGUCGCUGUUUGGGACGUGACUUUUCCCCGCUGCUUCUACAGCCUGCUGACGAGGGUGUGGACAGUGCUCUCUCGGCAAUCCUUAUUUUGUACUGUACUUACACAAAGGAGAAGCUGUUUGUCUAUUUUAGAAUAAAUUAAUUGCAAUUCACCUGUCGCACGCUGCUGGUAGUCAUUCAUCGCCCUUUACGCGUUUUGCUUUGAGCUAUUUUUUUUUUGCAUCUUUUCCACUCUCAAUGGCGCAUCUCCAAACGAACCGCAUCCGCGGAUAGCUGCGAAUAGGGAUUUUCACUAAUUUUUUGCGUUUACUCUUUGCACCGGUUUUUGCGAUCUGUGUUGCGUGGAUGCACGAUUUGCGUACGAAACGGCACAGAAGAUGUACAGUCGGAUGUCCUUCGUAAAUAGAUUUACAUUUAUUAUCCCGAAUCAAUUGAAUAACGCUGCCACAGAAGGGGCCCAUUUGGAUGGUGGAUGCUUAGAAAGGGAAUGUGUCUCCGAAUGUUGUUUCGCAUGGAGCAGAAAAUUGAUUCCCAGACCCAUUCACGGUCGUGCGUUUUAAUCUCCUCUGCAGUUAUGGGAGUGUAUGUUUUUGUUGUUUCUUCUAUCGUUCCUGCAAUGCGCUUUUGUGGGAAAUGUUCUACAUUCGUCUUUGUUUCCGUGAUCAAAUUUUCAACAUUUCAUUAGUCUCGGUGCGGGAGUGGUUUUGUAGCGACACUCAUUCAUUAUUCCCUUCAUACGUUACACAUGGGCUUAUGAAUAGAUAGGCUUUACGCUAAUAAAUACAUGCCUGGAUUUAUGCGCACUGAUGGGCAAAUGUUUUUUUUUUUGUUGGGAAAAUAAGUUCCCUCACGACUAAGACUCUUAGUGGAAUUGUUCGUUUGUUGGGGUUUUAAUAUAAAUCGAUAAUACUAUGGGGAGUUUAGGUUCUAGAAAUUUAACAUCGAGACAUUUUAAAUAAAAAUUUAAAACCAUCCCUCUGCUCGUCAGUGAUGGAAGCGGCAAAUAAGCAGGUCACGAUCAUCGAGUGAUCUUGAAUCAUUGUUCAUUUAUUAUCAGUCAAAGAUGACCUUUGCUGAAUUUAAACAGGACUAUAGACCUUUCGCAAUAAACAAUUUUUUAUGGCAUCAUAAAUUCAAAUAAAAAUAAAAAUUAAUUCUAAAACAAUUUUUUUAAGUCUUUUGACAAUAUGUGAAUUUUAAUAACAAAAUAAUGUUUUAAAACUAAUUAUUUUUUGACCAUUUUAAUAUUGCUCCUACUCACUAUGGAACCGGAAUAAAGAAUUACAUUGGCACGGAAAAAAAUAUAUUCAUCACUUAUCACUUCAGUCACUUAUUAAUUAUCACUUAUCACUCGAAUUUGUUUAAAUUUUGCGUGCUGGUUCGCUUGUUCAUCGAAUUCUGAACCAUUCGCAUCUCAGUGAUUGUUCUGCAGUGCAAUCAAAAUGUUCCAAUCCGGAUUAUUUGUUGUGGUGGUUAUUUUAACUCUUGCUGGUCCAAGUUUCGCUACAGAGACAGAUGUUGCACCCGGUACUAUCUGCCGCGUCGAGAGUAACUUUGGACGAUGUGUACAUUUUAAGAACGAUCCGAAAUAUAUGAUCCUGCUGCUGAAGAGUACACGCACGGAGGUGGAUGAUGCGUACCUGUUGCGACAUGUUUGUGAUCGUCGGAAGGGUUUAACUUGUCGGACGGGUUCGGUGAAUGAUGAGACAUGCGGUAUGCAGAUGGAAAAUCGUAUCGUUGGUGGACAACGGACCUCCAUCGAUCAGUACCCGUGGAUGGCGCUGCUACAGUACUACAACCAGCGAAAGGGAACGAAAAAAUUCGCCUGUGGUGGAGUGCUACUCAAUCGUAAAUAUGUCCUAUCGGCAGCACACUGUUUCGUACGACUUCCAUCUGGGAUGGAGCUACAUAAAGUUCGUCUUGGCGAGUGGGACACCGACUCCGAUAUUGAUUGUGAAGAUCUGGAUGAUGAGCUGUCCUGUGCUGCACCGGUGCAGGACUUUGGCUACGAAAGAAUCAUCAUUCACGAGGGUUACGUCGGUAAUAAUGUCGAUCGUGCGAAUGAUAUUGCACUGAUUGAACUCGCUGGACAGGCAGAGUACAAUGCAUUUGUAAAGCCUAUCUGCCUCCCGGAACCAAGUACACCGAACAAAGAGAAGCUAUACUUUGGAAAUAUGUGGGCUGCUGGAUGGGGUCGAACGGAAACAGCUACUGGAAGUCGGUACAAGCUAUUCGUACCACUUGAUGAGUUUGAUUUUCAAAAUUGCAAUGAAACGUACCAAAGGCGUGUGAAGCUUUCGCUCACGGAUAGCCAAUUCUGUGCGAUGGGAAGCCCGGGCAAAGAUACCUGCAAUGGUGAUUCUGGUGGUCCGCUUAUGAAGCCAAUCAAAUCACUACACUACGUCGUGGGAAUUGUAAGCUUUGGGCCGCAAAAGUGUGGUAGCGGCGUACCGGCCGUCUAUACACGGGUGGAUAAGUUCUACGAUUGGAUAGCAGGUCAUAUGGUGGAGUUUGAAAAUUAAGUUACUUGGCCGUCGAGAGUAAAGGUGUAUUUUUAAAAGA